Messenger RNA from Penicillium verhagenii, 2889 nucleotides. RefSeq names its product vacuolar protein sorting protein DigA. Gene Ontology annotation, cellular component: HOPS complex; endosome. The transcript has 3 exons. Gene Ontology annotation, molecular function: protein-macromolecule adaptor activity. The record is from RefSeq and is a predicted model, not a curated record. The coding region runs from base 1 to 2889 and encodes 962 amino acids. Gene Ontology annotation, biological process: intracellular protein transport; vacuole organization; endosome organization. Lineage: Eukaryota; Fungi; Ascomycota; Eurotiomycetes; Eurotiales; Aspergillaceae.
AUGGCGCUGGACGGAUCCAGCAGUUAUGUUGCUCCCAACAAUCUGACCGAGCCCGCGGACUCCUUGCCCAUCUUCGAUGUGCAACGAGUGCAGCUCCAAUUCCCCAUCGCAGCCGACUUUGUGGCGGCGCAGGUCGCCAACAAUGUGUUGAUUCUUGCCCUUUCGACCAACCGAGUUCUUCGGAUCGAUCUUGAUUCGCCAGAAGACAUCGAUGACAUCGACUUGCCCAAGAAGUCCUCAGAGAUCGGGCUGAUCCGCCGCAUGUUUCUUGAUCCUUCUGCUUCGCAUCUUAUUAUCAGUACUACCCUCGGCGAAAACUACUACCUCCAUACCCAGUCCCGGCAACCCAAGUCCCUAUCCCGCUUAAAGGGCGUCUCCAUCGAGAGCAUUGCCUGGAACCCUUCGUUGCCAACUGCAUCAACACGCGAGAUCUUGAUAGGUACAACGGAUGGAAGUAUCUACGAAACCUACAUCGAACCAUCGACAGAGUUCUAUCGGCGCGAGGAGAAAUACGUCACUGCCGUUUACAAGGUGCCGGAUGCUUCGUCUGUCAUUGGAAUUAGCGUUGAGGCAGUUUCCUCGAAAGCGGACCAGAGAAGGGUCAUCGUCGCAACUUAUGGGACCUUGGUUCAUUUCCUGGGUCGGGUCGGCUCUCCAAAGCAAGGCAGGGAAGGUGGUGGAUCUAUAUACGCGGAGCUUUUCCAGCGCGACACACCCUUGACCUAUGAAACCCCGCACCCGUCCGGCGCGGCCCCAUCCAAAUUGACGGUCUCAUCAUCUGCAUCCGGCUCAGGAGGAUACCAAGCUGAUGGAUACACCGAAAAGGAGUUCGCUUGGCUCAGCUCCCAUGGUAUCUACCAUGGGCAACUUGGAUCUGGAUCUCCAUUUGAAAACGCAAAAAUGCUUCCACGUUCCAAGUUCCCAGCUUCUGAGUCUGCCCGAGGUGGGCGAAAAAUGAUUCAGGAUCCAAUCACAGCGAUGGCCCUGUCUCAGUGGCAUGUUUUGGCGCUCGUUGAAGGACGCGUCGUUGCGGUAAAUCGCUUGAAUGAAGAGAUCGUGUACGAGCAAGCAGUCUUGGAGCCUAGACAAAGUUCUCUAGGUCUUCUAACGGACUUGACUCAAAACACAUAUUGGCUUUUCACCAGCCAGGAGAUCUAUGAAGUCGUUGCCAACGAUGAAGACAGAGACGUAUGGAAGGUUCUUCUCCGCGAGCAGAAGUUUGAGGAAGCGCUUCAAUACGCUAGGGGACCUGGGCAACGAGAUGCUGUCUUUACUGCCUCGGGUGAUUUUCUAGCCAAAGAAGGCCGUUUCUUCGAGGCCGCGAAAGUGUGGGGCAAGAGUAGUAAAGGGUUUGAAGAAGUUUGCUUGACAAUGAUCGACAACAAAGAGUAUGAUGCCCUGCGGAAAUACCUUCUAUCGCAGAUUUCCACAUACAAAAAAGCAUCUGUCAUGCAGAGACUUAUGGUCGCAAGUUGGCUGGUGGAACUUUUCAUGUCCAAAUUGAACUCCUUAGACGACAACAUUGCAACCAAGGCAGAGUUGACUGAAGGUGCCACCACGGGAGAGAUCAAGGAUGAACUUGGCACAGUUCGAGUCGAGUUCCAAGAAUUUGUCACAAAACACAAGGCCGACCUGGAUAAGAAAACCGUUUACGGGAUCAUCAGUAGUCAUGGCCGUGAAGAAGAGUUGCUCUUCUUCGCAACCGUUGCUAGUGACUAUAACUACGUUCUAUCUUACUGGAUUCAGCGAGAGAAAUGGCUUGAAGCUUUGAAUGUUCUACAGCGACAAAGUGAACCUGACGUAUUCUACAAGUACAGCAGUGUACUCAUGACUCAUGCGGCUACAGGGCUUAUUGAGAUCCUGAUGCGACAAACAAACCUUGAUCCUGAACGGCUCAUUCCCGCGCUGUUGAACUAUAACAAAACCGCCAGUGUCGCCCUGGCUAAUAACCAGGCUGUGCGGUACUUGAACUUCAUCAUUGUCAACCAUCCGCAUCCCUCCGCGGCUGUUCAUAACACGCUCAUAUCUAUCCACGCCUCCAGCCAGUCCGCUUCAGAAGCUGGUCUGCUCACCUAUCUCCAGUCACAACCGUCCUCGCCACCGCCAUACGAUGCAGACUUUGCUCUCCGACUGUGUAUUCAGCACAAACGAGUGCAGUCAUGCAUCCAUAUUUACAGCGCCAUGGGGCAGUACUUGCAGGCAGUAGAGCUUGCCUUAGAGCAUGACGAUAUCGAACUCGCAGCUAUCGUCGCUGAUCGCCCGGAAGGCAAGGACAAGCUCCGCAAGAAGCUCUGGCUUCUUGUUGCUGAGAAGAAGAUCCGUCAACCCGGAACUGGGAUUAAGGAUGCGAUUGAAUUUCUGCGUCGCUGCGAACUGCUUCGUAUUGAGGAUCUCAUCCCGUUCUUUCCCGAUUUUGUGGUCAUUGACGAUUUCAAAGAUGAGAUUUGCACUGCUCUGGAAGACUACUCGCGUCACAUCGAUGCUCUACGUCAGGAGAUGGAUAACUCGGCCAACACGGCGCGCCAGAUUCGCAAUGAAAUCGCCAAUUUGGAUACUCGCUACGCCAUUGUGGAGCCAGGUGAGAAAUGUUGGAUCUGUUCGCUGCCUUUGUUGAGCCGCCAGUUCUUCGUUUUCCCCUGUCAACAUGCCUUCCACAGUGAUUGCUUGGGUAAAGAAGUGUUGGAGGGCGCGUCAGGCACCAAGAAGUAUAUUCGUGAUCUCCAGGCACAAUUGAGUCAAGGAGAUCUUACUGCUUCUCGACGAGAGGAGAUUGUAAAGAAGCUUGAUGGACUAGUUGCCGAGACUUGUAUUCUUUGCGGUGAUCACGCCAUCAAGCAGAUUGAUAAGCCCUUCAUAGCUGCCUCGGAGACAGACGAAUGGGCUCUUUAA